Messenger RNA from Lentinula edodes (shiitake mushroom), 1425 nucleotides. Its product is annotated as DEAD-domain-containing protein. Gene Ontology annotation, molecular function: RNA binding; ATP binding; RNA helicase activity. The coding region runs from base 1 to 1425 and encodes 474 amino acids. Gene Ontology annotation, cellular component: cytoplasmic stress granule; nucleus. Gene Ontology annotation, biological process: poly(A)+ mRNA export from nucleus. The transcript is spliced from 10 exons. The record is from RefSeq and is a predicted model, not a curated record. NCBI's taxonomy places the organism in Eukaryota, Fungi, Basidiomycota, Agaricomycetes, Agaricales, Omphalotaceae.
AUGGAGAAAGAUGCAGAUGGCUUUUAUACCCCAGCGCCAGUUGCAGUUCCUGCGGCUGAAGCUGAAGCCAAACCAGAAGCCAACCCCGAAGCUAAACUUGAAGAUGAAGAAAAGGCAGAGGCACCCACUGAAUCCGUCAACACCGAUCUAAUUAACUCGACUUUCGAAGUUUCAGUUACAUUAGCAGAUCAACAAGCAGAUUCUUCGUCUCCGCUGUACAGUGUCAAGACCUUUGAAGAACUUGGGCUCCAUCAGGAUUUGCUCAAGGGAAUAUACGACAUGGGUUUCUCCAAACCUUCCAAGAUCCAGGAACGCGCUUUACCCCUACUUCUCUCCAACCCACCCACUAACAUGAUUGGGCAGUCUCAAUCAGGAACUGGAAAGACUGCCGCGUUUGUGCUGACAAUGCUCAGUCGGGUAGACUUCAAUUUGAACAAACCACAAGCUCUGUGUUUAGCUCCUUCUCGUGAACUCGCGCGACAAAUCAUGUCCGUAGUCAUUGCCAUGGGCAAAUUUACUUCCGUGCAAACAGAAUACGCCAUCAAGGAGAAUUUACCCAGAAAUGCCACCAGGAUUACCGCACAAAUUAUCGUUGGCACGCCCGGAACGAUGAUUGACCUUUUACGAAGGAAGGUUAUAGACGCCAGUGGUGUCAGAGUAUUUGUGUUGGAUGAAGCAGACAACAUGCUUGAUCAAGAUGGACUGGGCGAUCAAACUCUACGAGUAAAGAAUCUGCUCCCUAAAUCUCAAGUCCAAAUUAUUCUCUUCUCCGCCACUUUCCCCGAUCACGUCCGUGCUUUUGCAUCCAAAUUCGCUCCAAAUGCAAAUAAGAUUGAAUUACAAAGAGAAGAACUCAGUGUUGACUCUAUUCGGCAAUUUUACAUGGAUUGUAGGGACGAGGAGCAUAAAUACGAUAUUCUGGUCACGCUGUAUACACUACUUACCAUCGGACAGAGUAUCAUCUUCUGCCAACACCGACACACAGCUGAUCGAAUUAGCGCCAGGAUGACGGCGGAGGGACAUCAUGUCGCAUCGUUGCAUGGGGCAAAGGACGCGACUGAGCGUGAUCAAAUUAUUGAUAGGUUCAGAGAGGGCAAGGAAAAGGUCCUCAUUACAACCAACGUCAUUGCCCGGGGUAUCGACAUCUUGCAAGUCAACAUGGUUGUCAACUAUGACCUUCCCCUCAUGAAUGAGCGAAGUAAUUCUCGCCCAGAUGAUGUCCGACCCGACGUCGAGACGUACAUCCAUCGUAUAGGACGAACAGGUCGGUUCGGACGGAAAGGGAUUUCAGUCAACUUUGUACAUGAUCGGAAGACUUGGCAGCAAAUGCAACAAAUUGAAGAACAGACAGGGAAAAAGAUUAUGAGAAUUGAGACGAAUGAUAUAGAUGUCAUGGAAGAGAAAAUGAGGAAGGCUAUGAAGUAG